UACACCACCCAACUCAAGGGAUGGCAAUGGAUGGCAAUCUUUUGACUGGUCAUUUCCCAGCUGCCACCUCUGCCACUGGCUGGUCAUUCCCUGCAACUACCAACAGCGUCCUUCGUUCUAUUCCCUUGCAAAACCAAGAGGUCAACAACAAUGUUGCAGCGAUUGAUGCUCUUGCCAAUACUAUGCCCUGCUUGCCAUUCUUCCUAACUGGUAGAAGUGCCAUCCAUGCCCCUCCUAUGUCGAUGCCGGUGCACCAGCCAACUCAAGGGAUAGUGGCUAUGGCUGGCAAUCCUGUGGCUGGUCAUUUCCCAGCUGCUAUGGCUGGCGAUUGGUACUCAUUCCCUGCAACUACCAGCAGCGUCCUUCCUGCAAUUCCCUUGCAGACUCAAGAGGAGAAUCCACCACAAGGGAGAGUGGUGCCUGCUAAUGAAGUGGCAAACCCCUCACAGAAUCAAGCGGAGAAUUCACCAGAGCAAACUGUGCCUAGCAACAAUAAUGGAGGUCGCACGAUUCGUCUCUUUGGCACCAACGUUGUGGAAGGUCAGAAAGAAGACAAAGAUUAAUGUCCAUCAGGACUCAUGCUCUGCAUAAUAUUUCUUUCCAUUAAACAUUACUUUUUUCGUUCAAAAAUUACUUAGUUCAAGCAAGACUUGUAGUCUUUGGAAUUUGAAUAAGGUUGUGUAUUUUAUUUGAUCAGACAUUUUUUGUGUUUUAUUUGAAUAAGCUUGUACUGGAUGUAUGAACAACUUAUGG
Molecule: messenger RNA, 753 nt
Organism: Sorghum bicolor (sorghum)
Lineage: Eukaryota; Viridiplantae; Streptophyta; Magnoliopsida; Poales; Poaceae
Exons: 2
Coding region: 21-563 (180 amino acids)
Source: RefSeq, a predicted model, not a curated record